AUGGCUGAAAAUAUCACUGUCGAAAAGAUGCAACAGACGUUUUGCAACAAGGAGCUCUCUGUGACCGAGCGUUUUCGGGGAAUGUUCACCCUGCAAGAUCUAGGCAGCGAGAAAGCCAUAGAUAGUUUGCUCACAUUCCUAGACGACCCAUCAGCACUGCUAAAAUACGAGGCAGUAUUUUAUAUUGUACAGAUGCAAGACCCAUACGCCAUACCAUAUCUGAUUAAUGUACUGGAAGACACAAGUCAAGAACCAAUAGUGCGACAUGAAGCAGGUGAAGCACUUGGUGCUAUCGGUUCGAAUGCAGUGUUUAAUAUACUUGAAAAGUAUAGAUUCGAUCCGGUGAUCGAGAUUGCUGAAACCUGUCAAUUGGCCCUGGCAAGAAUCAACUGGUUGAAUAGUAAUAAACAUAGUCAAGUCGAGAAUCAAUACAAAUGUGUUGAUCCUGCUCCAGCAUCAGAUGACGAUAAUGUUCAGUCAUUGAAAAGCGCAUUGCUGGAUGAGUCGUUACCAUUGUUUGACCGAUAUAGAGCUAUGUUUGCAUUAAGGAAUAAGAUAAGCGAAGAAUCAGUUCUGGCACUUGCCGAAGGUAUGAAAGCCAGUAGCGUAAUGCUACGACACGAAUUAGCGUUUAUAUUUGGGCAAAUGAGAAACAAGAACGCCGAUGACACGAUAGUUACAGUGUUGACUGACGCUUUGAAGAAUUCUAACGAGAGUCUAAUCGUUCGCCACGAAUGUGCGACUGCUCUGGGAGCAAUGGAUAAAAAGAACUGCACGCACAUCUUGGAAGAAUAUUUGCAUGACGAAGAGGCUGUUGUCAGUGAUAGCUGUCAGAUUGCCUUGCAUGUGUAUGCUCACUCAUUAUUUAGCAAGUAA
Messenger RNA from Saccoglossus kowalevskii, 876 nucleotides. RefSeq names its product deoxyhypusine hydroxylase-like. Gene Ontology annotation, molecular function: deoxyhypusine monooxygenase activity. Lineage: Eukaryota; Metazoa; Hemichordata; Enteropneusta; Harrimaniidae. The record is from RefSeq and is a predicted model, not a curated record. Gene Ontology annotation, biological process: peptidyl-hypusine biosynthetic process.